AUGGCGGAGCCUCCCACGCCAGCGAGUGAAGAGGAGAACAUUCCACUUCCCACGGGCGUUUUCACCCUCCUAACAGAAUGCUAUUCCCCCACAUGCAGUAGGGACUCGCUCUGUUAUUCCAUUGCGUGUCCUCGUCGGUUGGAGCAACAGUCACGUCUGAACAUGAAGCCCGAGCCGGUCCUGAAAAACGAGGACUAUCAGCCGGAGACGGAAUUGAUUGAACCUGGGACUUUAUGGAUCCAUUCAGUUCCUCAAGAGGUUAUCGACAAGGUCUCAGAGACCGAGAAGAAGCGCCAGGAGGCAAUUAACGAAGUCAUAUACACAGAGCGUGAUUUUGUGCGAGAUAUGGAGUACCUCCGAGACUUCUGGUACAAGCCGCUGUCGACGUCGGAUGUUAUUGAGGAACCUCGACGCACGGACUUCCUGCAACAGGUGUUCUGGAAUAUAUCGGAGAUCAUCGCUGUGAACAGCAAGCUGCGGGAUGCCCUGAACAAACGACAAAAGGGCUUCGCCAUCGUCGAAAAAAUAAGUGACAUUCUCAUAGAGCAUGUGCGAAACUUUCGACCUUUUGUCACCUAUGGUGCACACCAGCUCUAUGGCAAAGCUGAGUUCGAGAGGGAGAGGACAUCUAAUCCUGCAUUUGCCAAGUUCGUUGAUGAAACCGAACGACUUCCAGAGUCGCGCAAGUUAGAGCUCAAUGGUUACUUAACAAAGCCAACCACUCGACUGGCGCGUUAUCCCCUGCUAUUGGAUGUAGUGCUCAAGUAUACCCCUGAAGACAACCCUGAUAAAACUGUCCUCCCUGAAGUGAUCGCCAUCAUCCGAAAGUUCCUCGUUGAGGUCAACUUUGAAACUGGCAAGGCAGAGAACCGGUUCAGUUUACUGCAAUUGGACCAACACCUCGUGUUCCGACCUGGGGAGCAGGCGGAUUUACGACUCCGAGAUGAAAAUCGAGAGCUGGUCUAUAAAGGUGCCCUUAGUCCAAAGAAUGGAAGUUCUGGUGCUGGGGAGGACCUUCAGCUUUUCUUGUUUGAUCACGCACUUCUUAUGGUGAAGGCGAAAAGCAACAGCAAAAGCGAGCAGUUGAGGGUAUACCGAAAGCCAAUUCCUUUGGAGUUGUUAAUCAUCAUUGCGGACGACGAUCGACCUACCAAAGGAACCAGCUCUGCUAGGACGAAGUCGGCCCUGGUGAAAGGUCGCAGUAAUUCACUCGGUCGAAAUUCUCCAGCCCCAUUAUCGUCCACGAAAGCAAACGGGCUAGGCUUUCCCAUUACCUUCGUCCACCUCGGGCGAAAGGGAUAUAACCUGACCCUCUAUGCGAAUACGCCGAUAUCGCGGAAGAAGUGGUUGGAGAAUAUCUAUAAGCGGCAGGAGGUUUUGCGAGAUCGGAGCGCAAUUUUUGACAUGGUCACUCUCAGUGAGAACUUCUUCGUGGGUGCUAAUAAGGUUUUGUGUGCCUGUCCAUUCAGCGGAGGCAACAAGGUUGCUUACGGCACCGAUGAUGGCGUAUACAUUUCGGACGUCCGGGUACUCACCCAGGACCCCCUCAAAGUGUUAGCUAUCCCAGACGUGACGCAGGUCGAUGUUCUGGAGGAGUAUCAGCUUCUUAUUGUUCUGUCCGAAAGAACGGUGAUGACCUUCCCGCUGGAUGCCUUGGACUACACAGAUCCAAUCGCUGGUCUUCGCCGGGCUAAGCGAGUUGCUUCUCAUACUUCGUUCUUCAAGGCUGGCAUUUGCCUUGGGCGGACUUUUGUCUGUGUCGUCAAAGCAUCCUCCUUGUCCAGCACUAUCAAGGUGCUGGAGCCGAUCGACCAGACGGUUCGCGGCAAGAACAAGCCCACGUUUCGCAAGCUCCUCCAGGGGGGAAAUGACACGCUCAAGGAAUUCUAUAUUCCAACAGAGUCAAGCUCACUGCACUUCCUCAAAACGAAGCUUUGCGUCGGGUGCACGAAGGGCUUCGAGAUCGUUGAUCUCGAAACGCUUGACACCCAAGGGUUACUUGAUCCCGCGGACGUGUCGCUCGACUUCGUUCAGAAGAGGGAGAACGUCAAGCCGAUUGCGAUCUAUCGCAUUGACGGAGAGUUUUUACUAUGCUACGACGAAUUCGCCUUCUUUGUCAACAAGUCUGGCUGGAGAUCCAGGCCUCAUUGGAUCGUGUACUGGGAAGGCAUUCCAAGCGCCUUUGCUUUACACUAUCCCUACGUUUUGGCAUUCGAGCCAACAUUUAUCGAGGUUCGGCACAUCGAAACUGGUAUCCUUGUCCAGAUUAUACCCGGCAACAACCUGCGUUGUUUGUUCGCUGAUUCGCCGCCAACUGUUGCCAGCCAUUCACAUUCUCUUUCUCAACCUCCUCAGCGGUCGCCGAUACCCCAAAACUCCUACAAUGGCCAACUGCCUCCAUACGGCACGCAACGACCUGGCUACGACCUAUACACGAUGGGAGGCAUGCCCCAACCGCCCCACAUGCGACCACCGCCUGCGCAGAACGGACGAGACGAGAUAAUCCUCGUCUCCGAGGAUCGGGUUUUCUGCGUCAAGCUGGCAACGGGUGUCCUUCCUGGUCAGACGUACAACAUGUCCCAAGCUUCUGCUUCUCUCGUUCCUCGGUGA
Dacryopinax primogenitus is the source of this 2610-nucleotide messenger RNA. RefSeq names its product CNH-domain-containing protein. The transcript has 8 exons. Lineage: Eukaryota; Fungi; Basidiomycota; Dacrymycetes; Dacrymycetales; Dacrymycetaceae. The record is from RefSeq and is a predicted model, not a curated record. Gene Ontology annotation, molecular function: guanyl-nucleotide exchange factor activity. Bases 1 to 2610 code for a protein of 869 amino acids.